Closterium sp. NIES-65 is the source of this 4299-nucleotide messenger RNA. The record is from the annotation of a GenBank genome assembly. NCBI's taxonomy places the organism in Eukaryota, Viridiplantae, Streptophyta, Zygnematophyceae, Desmidiales, Closteriaceae.
AUGGCGCUUCAGCCUCACGGAACGAAUGAAGGGUUUCAGCCGCCCAACGACGCGCUUGAGGCCCAAGUUGCUAACGAAGCGCUCCAGCAGCACCCAGCCAACGUCGACGGCUCCUUAACCCUUUCACUAACACCCGUGCCCAAAGCCGAAAAAUCCAAAGUCCUAAAUGGAGCAGCAGCGGAGCGCUACAAGCUUCCAAUGGUCGUCAAUUCCCUCCCGUCCGAUCAAUCCACGGACUCCGUCCCGGGGAAACGGCGACCGAAUCUCGUGACCGGGCUUCAUGGUGUGAAGGUCCUGUACGGCCGGUUUCAAAGCUCCAUCGAUUUCGAUGGCCAGAGGCACACGCUGGGGACGUGGGACGACCCGAUGGAGGCUGCGAAGGGAUACGCCGCCGCGGCGUAUAUGAUUGUCCACCUGGGCGUGCGCGCCGUGUCGGCUAUCCUGACGGAGGAGGAGCAGGCGUGCUUGAAGCGAAUGUCGCACGACGAUUUUAUAACGAUUCUUAAGUUCCCCGGCGCGUGGAAGCAGUGGCAGAGGUGGGAGGAGCUCAUGCCGCGAUGGCGCGCGCACUACGAGAACCUCGCGCGCAAGCACGGGGAGAUGGACACCGUGCGCAUCGGGCGGAAGAAGCGCAAGGGGAAGGAGCAAGCCAUUGCGACUGUGGGGAAAUUUACAGCCGCCGCCGCGAUGAACGGCUUGCAGACGCCUAUGUUCGCCCUGGACCCAGCCAUGCACGUGGAGCAGGGGAUGGGGGGGGAGGCGGUUGGGGUAGGAGGGGGUGGGGUAGUGGGAGGAGUGGGGGGGAUGGUAGGGAUUGGAGGGGUUGGAGGGGGAGAAGUUGCAGGGGUGGGAGGGAUGGGUGGUGUUGGGGAACCUGGAGUAUUGGAGAAUGGGUAUGCUGGAGGGGAGGGGGAAGAGGAGACUGGUAGCAGCAUUGAGGGAGGGCAAGCUUCAAGGAAGCGGGCGAGAGGACGAGAGGUGCUGGGGUGCAACCAGCAGGCGGUGACGACACUGGGAGUGGCCAAGGACGUGGCAUACGUGUGCUUUGAGAUGCCUUCUCUCCGUGAGGUGCUGGGGUACAACCAGCAGGCCGUGACAACGCUGGGGGUGGCCAAGGACGUGGGCGACAACAUGGGGCUGCUGGCGGGGCUGCUCGCUGACAUGGUGCCGCCAUGGCUCGUCAUUGCCGUCGGCACACUGCUGCCUUUAUUCCCCCACCGCACCGCACCUACCUGCGCGCAUCCAGAUGCCUCUGCCCCUCGCUGCCUCGUGUGCCCCUCUCUGCCCAUGCGACCGUCUGUCCUGUGUGAUCCCCCUCUUCCUCGUGUGCCCCCCUCUCCCCUCGCCUGGCAGGGCUUCGUGGGGUACGGCGGCCUGUGGCUUGUGCUCAGUCAACGGAUAGCCGCGCCACCCUUCUGGCAGGUCAUCAACCCACACUCAGCCGCACUCCACCACUCUUCGCCACUGCAGGUGUGGUGCCUGCUGUGCUGCGCCACCAACGGGUCCAUCUACUUCAUCACAGCCGGCCUCGUCUCCUCACAGCUCAACUUCCCGCACUCGGGGGGCGUAGUGGCGGGGAUUGUCGUGGGCUUCAUUGGCCUCUCAGGCGCCAUCUUUGCACAGGUUCUGCUGGGGGGGCAGGGGGAUGGGAGGUACUAUGGGCCGGGAGGGAUCUACUCUGCGUUGCUCGCACCCAACCCUCCGGCGUUUCUGCUGCUGGCGUGCAUUGGCCCCGCUGCUGUGGGCAUCCUCAGCCUCUUCAUCCCCGAAUGGGCCAGGGGGGCAUUCAAGCUGAUUGUAUAUCCUCGCCCAUAUGCCCCCCUGUCCCCUGGUAUGCCCCCCUGUCCCCUGGUAUGCCCCCCUGUCCCCUGGUAUGCCCCCCUGUCCCCUGGUAUGCCCCCCUGUCCCCUGGUAUGCCCCCCUGUCCCCUGGUAUGCCCCCCUGUCCCUUGGUAUGCCCCCCUGUCCCCUGGUAUGCCCCCCUGUCCCCUGGUAUGCCCCCCUGUCCCCUGGUAUGCCCCCCUGUCCCCUGGUAUGCCCCCCUGUCCCCUGGUAUGCCCCCCUGUCCCCUGGUAUGCCCCCCUGUCCCCUGGUAUGCCCCCCUGUCCCCUGGUAUGCCCCCCUGUCCCCUGGUAUGCCCCCCUGUCCCCUGGUAUGCCCCCCUGUCCCCUGGUAUGCCCCCCUGUCCCCUGGUAUGCCCCCCUGUCCCCUGGUAUGCCCCCCUGUCCCCUGGUAUGCCCCCCUGUCCCCUGGUAUGCCCCCCUGUCCCCUGGUAUGCCCCCCUGUCCCCUGGUAUGCCCCUCUGUCCCCUGGUAUGCCCCCCUGUCCCCUGGUAUGCCCCCCUGUCCCCUGGUAUGCCCCCCUGUCCCCUGGUAUGCCCCCCUGUCCUCUGGUAUGCCCCCCUGUCCCCUGGUAUGCCCCCCUGUCCCCUGGUAUGCCCCCCUGUCCCCUGGUAUGCCCCCCUGUCCCCUGGUAUGCCCCCCUGUCCCCUGGUAUGCCCCCCUGUCCCCUGGUAUGCCCCCCUGUCCCCUGGUAUGCCCCCCUGUCCCCUGGUAUGCCCCCCUGUCCCCUGGUAUGCCCCCCUGUCCCCUGGUAUGCCCCCCUGUCCCCUGCCCCCCGUACCCCCAAAGUCGCAGCAGAGGAGAGCGCAGGCUUCUCUCUCAUCCUGCGCCUCUGCAUGCUGCUUGCCGCCUUCCUCCUCCUCGGCUCUUCCGAUCUCUCCCAGCCUUUGCUCCAAUCGUCGCCAGCCACGUCAGCAGCAACAGGCACUCCUGGUGGCACCAGUCCCCGGGCAAGCGUGCUUCCACCAAUCAGAGAAGGGGAAACUCUCCAUGCCGCCAGUGCCCUCCCCCCAUCCUCCCCUCCACCCACUCACCCACCAGCAUUUUCUCUCUCACCCCACCAGUCCGCCUUCUCCCCUCUCAGCCACAGCAGAACCUCCCCCAAACCCACCUACCCUGAACGCACCUCCCCUUAUAACAGCCCGCCACCCCCUUCCAGCGGACGCACCUGCUCUUCUGCUCAGAACAUUUCAUCAUCUCCAGCAGGGGGAACAGGAGGAAGAGGAUUGAGGGGUGCGGGAGCCAUUUCGUUCGUAAGCCCUAAUAGCCAGAAGAGCCUCAGCAGCCUGACUGAGGAUGGUGACGUGGCAGGGGCGGCGAGUGUGGGUGGGGGGGAGGGGGAGGGCGGGGAGGACGAUUGGAGUUACUACUUUGGCGAGGAAGAGACGUCUGUUCAUGGUAAGAAUCUCUCGAGGGUGACUGGAAUCACCUCUCCUAAAGGGGGAUACAGCAGGGGCGGAGAUGAUGGGGAGGAGGAUGAGUGCAGGGAGGAGGAAGAGGAGGAGGAUGGGGAGGAGGGGGAGGAGGAGGAGGAGGAAGGCGAUGGGGCAGGAGACGAAGCAACCGAGCAAGCCCAUCCAGGGGGAACAACAGCAGCAAGGGGGGAGGUGUAUCUGGGGGAGGACCAUUCGUUUGGGCAGGCGCUAUCCACGGUGGAGUUCUGGCUGCUGUACGGGGGCCUGGUGUGUGGCUUUGGUGCGGGGCUGACGGCCAUCACGAACCUGGCACAGAUAGGCGAGGCGCAGGGGUACGGCAAUGCACAGGUGCUCACUUCGCUCGUCAGCAUCUGGCAGUUCCUUGGCCGCCUGGCCAGUGGAUCGCUGUCGGAGCACUUCGUCAGGGCACAUGGCAUGCCACGCCCCAUGGCUCUAGCAGCCAUCCAGCUGCUCAUGGCAGUGGGGCAUCUGGCCUUCGCCCUGGCCCCACCAGGAGGCGUGUACCUGGGCUCUCUCCUCAUAGGCUUCACGUAUGGCGGGCUGUGCUCCGUCAUGCCUGUCAUCGCAGCAGAGCUCUUCGGCCGUCGCUGCCUCGGCCUGCUUUACAACUCCCUGCUCGCCGCUGCUCCCCUCGGCUCCUACCUCUUCUCAGGUGUGCUGGCGGGGUACCUCUACGAGAUAGAGGCACGGAAAGACAGGGGAGUCACAGCAGGUCUAGAGGGAGCAGCAUCGCUGCUAGCACCCAGGCAAGAGUGGGCCUUAAAGCCAGGAAUGGGUGGCUGGUUUAGUGAUGCUGUGGGCAGUGCAGCGGGGGGUGGAGGAGGGGAGGGGCCCAAGGCGUGUCAUGGGGCGCACUGCUUCCGUCUCAUCUUCCUCAUCCUCACCGCCGUGUGUGUACUGGGCGCUGCUGUGAAUCUGCUUGUUGCCUCCCGCACUGCCCGUGUGUAUGGCCUUAUGAGACACACUGAGGCAGCGGGAGCAGAUGAAACUGAUGAAGCAGUGGGGAAAGAUGAUGAGAAGUAG